UUUUGGGGACGUUACAUCAGUCUGAAAAUCAGUUUGCUAUACAGUUGCAAUCUUCAAAUGUGCAAACUGCAGGGACUUUGAAGACUGAUUGGGAUGUUCGACUAGUCCACUACGAUUGAAAAGUCUGAUGACUAACCAUUUAACAUUCUCGAACAAGUGAAAAUAAUUUUUCACAUUUCUUUAAAAAAUAAAUCAAUAAAAAAUUAAUAAUGGCAGACGUCCCGAUAGACGGUAUGUCCCGUAAAAUUUCGUUCGGGUUUAACAAUAAAAUGAAUGGUGUUGAAGGAAAAACACCUUUUCUUAUUGGAGUUUCUGGAGGUACAGCCAGUGGAAAGUCAACAGUAUGCAAACGAAUAAUGGAGAAACUUGGCCAAGUGGACGUGGAUCACAUGGAACGUCAAGUUGUUUGCAUUUCACAAGAUAGUUUUUAUCGAGAUUUAACACCUGCUGAAAAAAUUAGAGCUGAAAAAGGUCAAUAUAAUUUUGACCAUCCUGAUGCUUUUGACAAUGAUUUGAUUCUUCAAACUCUUCAAGAUAUUCUUGCUGGAGUCAAAUGCGAAAUUCCCGCUUAUGAUUAUAGAACAAAUAGUCUGAUGAAAGACCAAAUAACUACAAUCUACCCAGCAGAUGUGGUUCUCUUUGAAGGAAUACUAGUCUUUUAUUUUCCAAAGAUUCGUGAUUUAUUUCACAUGAAAUUAUUUGUAGACACAGAUUCAGAUACAAGACUUGCAAGGAGAGUUCCAAGAGAUAUAAAUGAACGAGGAAGAGAUCUAGAUUAUGUUUUAAAUCAAUACAUGAAUUUUGUAAAACCAGCAUUUGAAGAAUUCUGUUUACCAACAAAAAAAUUCGCAGACGUUAUAAUACCACGAGGAGCAGACAAUACAGUGGCGAUAGACCUUAUCGUGCACCACAUCUGGGACAUUUUACAUUCGAAAAAGGCUGAAAGUGCAUCCGGGCAGCAUCCAUACAUCCAACGUAGACGCACUUCAGCUUCAUCAGACACCCUCAGCAGAUGAUUCAUUAAAAUUUAAACAAAUAAAUAAUAGUAUCAUGCAUGAAUCAUUCAGUUAAUUGCCUUUUGUAGUUAUAAAAAUCGCACUGCAUUUAAUAUUUGCUCAUUUCUAAUAAUCACAUCAACAAGUUAGCUCAAGAGCAAUGUUUAUAAACAAAUUCAAACAAACAAAACCAUUUCCUAUUCCCUUUUCUAUUCAAAUAUUUACUUUAUAUAACUUUAUAUAGACAUCGUAGAAAAAAAAAUUCACAAUCAAUGUUACUUUUAUAACUAAUUGACAAUAUUUACGUAGAAUUUUGU
Chelonus insularis is the source of this 1312-nucleotide messenger RNA. RefSeq names its product Uridine-cytidine kinase (gene Uck). Gene Ontology annotation, molecular function: ribosylnicotinamide kinase activity; ATP binding. Gene Ontology annotation, cellular component: cytoplasm. The transcript has 6 exons. Lineage: Eukaryota; Metazoa; Arthropoda; Insecta; Hymenoptera; Braconidae. The record is from RefSeq and is a predicted model, not a curated record. The coding region runs from base 210 to 1016 and encodes 268 amino acids.